Molecule: messenger RNA, 1212 nt
Organism: Penicillium manginii
Lineage: Eukaryota; Fungi; Ascomycota; Eurotiomycetes; Eurotiales; Aspergillaceae
Exons: 2
Coding region: 1-1212 (403 amino acids)
Source: RefSeq, a predicted model, not a curated record
AUGGAUGAAACAUCAUGCGAUGGACAGGGCAGAUUGCCCUCGCUUCGGGAGCUCGAAAUCCAAAAUCUCAUCCAUCCCGGCCAAGUUACUCCGCGUCCUGCCUUGAUGACAGACCUUCCAGCACGACGACCGAUGAUUCAGGCUCAUCCAAAUGUGAUGGAGAUUGGCCUGUCGCCCCCAGGCCCUUCUGAUACAGUUCGAUUUCCCACGAUGGACUCUCCCAACAGACAUCCAUUUCAAAGCUUCGGAACCCGAUUUGAAUCCUUCGAUCCUUGGUCGAUGCCGCCCCUGUUCCCAUACACAACGCAGAUGGGAGGUUAUCUCGGGCAGGAUGCUGAUCCAAACAAUCCAUCAAGUGCUCAAAGAGCACCCCAUUCAGACAUGGGGGAUACUGGAUAUCAUUCUCAAGGGGAAACAUCACGAUCCAUGGAUCCUCAGUCGACCAAGCCAGCCCCAUCUCCAGGCCCAUCGCGGCCUGCGCCAGAGACAUCCUUCAAAGGGCCUGAGCCAGUAACCCCGAAAUCUGAACUCGACAACUCCAACGAGCGGGUCGAGAAGUCUGAGGCCCCAGCACCAAAGCGCCAGAAGAGCCCCCAGAAAUUACCCAAACAGGUCGUCACGAAGUUCGAGGACAUCCCCGCCCACACAGCGAAGUGUGACGCCUGCAACCAGCGGAAUAGCAAAGGCAUGACCCGCUGCGCUGGCUGCGGCUGGCAACUAUGCCAGGGCUGUCGCCAGAAGCGUGGCGGAGACCUCACUCACUCAACAUUCGACUGUGAGCACACGGAGGCACAGCAUCUUCGCUCGGCAGGUGAAUCUCUUGCCACACCCCCAGCCUCCAAUCGGUACGAGACACCAGCGCCUCAAACGCCCGAGGAAGUUGCGGCGUCAAUUCUUGUUGGCCGGUAUCAAACACCAGUUCCUCCAUCCCCUGAGGAAAAUGCCGCGGGGAUUCUUCUGGAGAUGAGUUCGUCGCCUACGGCGGAGGGGAGUGCUAGUGAGCUGUCUUUUGCUCGCGCUCGCUCGGAACCUUCGACGCCCACGCCGGCGGCUCGGAAUAAUCCACCAGGUGUUCGAGCUUUUGCCGACGAUAGUGACGAGAUUGUGUCCGCGCCUUCAUCCAUUGAUCUUGAUGGGACCUUGACUCCCCAUGACUGGGUGCGUCGCAACCCUACCCGAAACGCUCGUCCUCCUCGGGCUAGAUUCGAUUAG